Xyrauchen texanus (razorback sucker) is the source of this 4629-nucleotide messenger RNA. RefSeq names its product RAB5C, member RAS oncogene family (gene rab5c). Lineage: Eukaryota; Metazoa; Chordata; Actinopteri; Cypriniformes; Catostomidae. The transcript has 6 exons. Gene Ontology annotation, molecular function: GTPase activity; GTP binding. The record is from RefSeq and is a predicted model, not a curated record. The coding region runs from base 325 to 990 and encodes 221 amino acids.
GGAAGUUCAUCCCUCAAAGCGGAAGAGAAGGCCAAGGUCUGUCAACAGAUGACGCUUCAGACGGCUGCAAGGGAAUUUUCACUCAGCUUGUCAUCCAAAGAUUUGAGAGAGAAAGAGAAAGCGAGCCGCGCUCACGUCUAAAGGUUUAUUCAUCCCGUAGGAGCCAGCUCUCCAUCUUUUUCUCCCCUGCUCUCCUUUUCUCUAUCUCUCUCUCUUUUCUCUUUCUUGGCCCUGUCCUCCCCUGAGCUCCAUUGAUCCUGGUUCAGGACCACUUUCCCUCUCUGAUCAAGCCAGCCCUAUUCUCUCCUCUGUCCGGCCUGUCACAUGGCGGGGCGAGGUGGACCAGCGCGGACCAAUGGUUCCGCCCCCAUCGGGAACAAAAUCUGCCAGUUUAAACUGGUCUUACUCGGAGAGUCUGCCGUGGGCAAGUCCAGCCUGGUGCUGCGCUUCGUAAAGGGCCAGUUCCACGAGUACCAGGAGAGCACCAUCGGAGCUGCAUUCCUCACACAGACAGUCUGUCUGGAUGAUACAACAGUAAAAUUUGAGAUUUGGGACACAGCCGGACAGGAGCGAUACCACAGCCUGGCCCCUAUGUACUAUAGAGGAGCCCAAGCGGCCAUCAUCGUCUACGACAUUACUAACACAGACACAUUCACUAGAGCAAAGAACUGGGUGAAGGAGCUGCAGCGUCAGGCAAGUCCAAAUAUUGUUAUCGCUCUUGCUGGCAACAAGGCAGAUUUGGCCAACAAGAGAGCUGUUGACUUUCAGGAGGCACAGGCAUACGCAGACGACAACAGCCUUCUCUUUAUGGAGACGUCUGCAAAGACUGCCAUGAAUGUGAACGAGAUCUUCAUGGCUAUUGCCAAGAAGCUUCCGAAGAACGAGCCACAGGGUGGGGCAGGGAGUGGCGGACGGGCUCGGGGAGGGGUUGACUUGCAGGAGGCAGCUCCUCAGAGCAGAAGCGGCCAAUGUUGUGGAGGAGGAAACUAACCAUUGGAUCAAUCAGCUGGCAGAUGCACCCAUGGACUGAUACAGACACACAAACACAGUAUGAACCCAUAGUGUGAAAUCCAUUCACUUAUGACCCAGCUCUAAACUAUGGCCAGUUAGACUGUAACAUACAGGCCAACAGUUUCUGCUUCGUAACUGGAAAAGGGGCCCAUCGAUACCUUUGGUCAAAUUAUUAAUGCUAGUUGAUUUACAGUUAUCCCUCCUGACAGUACAUGCACACAUGCAAAUAGAUAUACACACACAGAAGCUUCAUCAUGUGUCUGCCAUUUAUGAUUUUCAAAGUCAUCCGAUUUGUCUUAUAUAGAAUUUUGACCACAAAAAAACAACAUAAUGGAACAAGGAGAAAAAUGUGAUCAGUUUUAACCAAUAGCACUUAAACAAAAUCUUUUGUAGUCUCUCUUCAUGAAAGAAGUUCUAACUUCUGCUGGUGGGAAAAACAGGCCAUCUUUCCCUUGUAUUUCCUUAUCUUCUCAGUUGCUCUUGUUUGUAUGAAAAUUGUAGUGGUGAGGCCACUAUUUUUCCUUGCUCUCCCUUUUGGUGGAUGCAUACAGCCAGUUUUGAGUUACACCUCAUCUUCUGCUCUCCUUGAUCACAUCCUUUCUGUCUUAAGCAACCAUGUCAGAGUGAGAGGGGGACAACUUGGAGAGAGAUGGCAGGCUAUUUUCCAUCAAUGUCCAGCUCUUUUGUAGAUUCUGUAUUAUUUCUAUUGUAUUAGUCAUUCUGACAUCCACUACUCCAGCACAAAUGAAACCAGUAUAUGAUUUGAUAGACUAGACUUAUUUUCUAAUCAUUUACAUAUAUAUACUUGUAUGUCUAUAGUGCAUUAACAGGCAGUAUAACGCCAUUGUGUUUUUUCCUUUACAUCAGUGAAACAAAACAUUGAAUCAUUCAAACAUGGAUUAAAUACAUAUGAAUGACAAAAUCAGCCUCCUCUGACCAAAAUCACAAUUAUUGACAAGAGGCAAAAAUGAUGUUUCUGUACUUGUUUUCUUUUCUUGUGAAUAAGAACCCCAAUCAUUAGCCAAUUUAAUUUUGCACCUUUUGUAAGAAUUUACUUGUUUCUGAUUUGUUCUUGUGCUCUAUCGCUCUCUCUCUCUCUCUCUCUCUCUCUCUCUCUCUCUCUCUCUCUCUCUCUCUCUCUCCUUUUUGUACAUAUGGUCUCUUAGAGUGCACUGUGUCUUUCUUUGUUCUCUUCGACUACAUGUCCUUUUCUGUCAAUAGUUUUCUGUCCAAUACUUCCUGAAGGAUGUCUCUUUUAAACAGGCAUUUUCAGCAUCAAUUGUGUCCUAGCACAACAAAUGUGAACAGUGACCAAGACAUUUCAGGGGGCUUCUGACGAAUGAGGGAGGCAAGGGACAAAAACAAAUAAAUGAUGAAAAAAAAUUAUAAAAUAGAACUUGUAAUUUUACCAAUAAAGGAGGGGAAGGUAUCCAUUCUGUUCAUUGUGUUAUUAUUUGCAAAUGUGCAUCAUACUGUAUGUGUGUUAACAACUUACAGAAUCAUGCAAAUCUCAAAUUAUUUGGAGGCUGUUCUUAUCCCUUCAUGAUCAGAGACUUGUUUAAAAAGUAUUUAAAGGGGUCAUGACAUGCCUUUUUUUUAAUCAUUUUAAUAUAUUCCUUGAGAUUCACUUAUAAAGUUAGUAGAGUUUUUUUGCACAAAAAACAGUCAUAUAUUUGUAUAACAUGAUCAUUUUCCACCCUCAUUCUGACCCUCUGUCAAACUCUUGGUUUUGGUGCUGCUUCUACUUUAAGACUUGACAGUAAACCUAAACUGUUAUUAUUGGCUCUCUUCUCUUGACUGACCUGCUUUCUCCUUGCCAUCUCACUGCUCACCACUACUGGGUGGGUUACUGAAGUAAUAAGGUAAAAUAGGGGUUCAUGUGUUGUUGUGGAGGUGGUCAGAUGCAAAUGUUUAUCACAGUGUGACAUAAUGUGGAGGAAGUUGUUUUGGCAGCUUGGUUUCAUCAAAUUCUCUUUUUGCAGUCAUGAGAAAGUUUUAAAUUCAGAAACUUAUUGAACGUUUUUAAAAGUACAAUGACCUCUUAAGCCCAAUAUAUACUUCAGUUUGACAUGAAAGCAUUCCGCAUGCAUACUGUCGAACUUGCUAUGUAUACUUCAUUUACUGUGUGUGCAUAUACGGUUUGAAAAAUCGGGCCGAACGCAUUCAGUGCUCGAGCACACUACUGAUGAAGACAUUUUUGUCACACAUCCUUUACACAGACACUCAAAGUUUGCAUCUGACUGAAGUAUACUUUGGUCUUUAUGGUCAAAACCUCAAGGAAAAUUAGUUUCCUCAUGUCAUGACCACUAUAUUUUUAUUUAUUAAAGUAGGGUGAAUACAGGUAAAGUUUUCUGUUUAAUUGUCAUUAACAGUCAGGGGUGUAAAGUAACGAAUUAUAAAUAGUCAAGUUACUGUAAUCAAGUAGUUUUUCCCAGGAAUUGUACUUUAAGUAGUUUAAAAAUGGUAUACUUGAGUACAUUUUAUGUGCUGUAACUGUACUUUUACUGCGCUAUUUUCCCACUGUGUUCGUUUCUUCCCUGUCCUGAUUUUAUAUUUAUCUAUCGAUGUGAUUGGCUAGAGAGAGUUUCAUGACUCCCAUCUUAUCAAAUCACACUUAAAAAAACUUGAAUGGCAGCUGCAGAUUGAGGAGUGGUGGUAGCGUAGUGGGCUAAAGCACUGAGCUGGUAAUCAGAAGGUUGCUGGUUCGAUCCCAGCACAGCCACCACCAUUGUGUCCUUGAGCAAGGCACUUAACUCCAGGUUGCUCCGGGUGGAUUGCAAACUUACAGUGCACUGUAAGUCGUUUUGGAUAAAAGCUUCUGCUAAAUGCAUAAAUGUAAUGUAAAUGCAGAUCUGGAGGAUCAGUGGAGGAUACCUCAAGCACAGGUUAACACCUUAACAUCUCGGUCGCACCUAAAAGGGCUUUUCGCAGGGAAAAAUUAGCUUGACUGGCAUAUGAGUUUAUCUUGUUCAAGCCAGAUAUCAGCAUUAAUCUUGCCUCUAAUUUGAAAAAACAUAUCGAGCGAAAUUUCAUAUUUCUGUUUACUAGAUUCUGUGUCUAUAACGUAGCCUGUAAUUUAACUACCUUUCACUGAGAUUAUUGGGCUUCUGUGAGAGAUUAAUGCAAUGUUGUGAAUAGGGAUGUUUGAUAAAAUGAUAAGAAGUUUAUCAGAAAAAAAGAGCGACGUCCUCAAUCAAACUUGAGUAAUUUUCUAUAUUUAGCCUAUGUUCUACACCUAGAACAGGAGUGUUCAUUACAACAAUUGUGGUAGCAAGAGCACCACUGGUUGGUUGAUCUAAAUUAAAUAUAAAAGAUUGACUUUUUUUUUCCCCCUCCUGACAUCUGUUGCUGUGAUUUGUUUGAUAUGUGGCUAAUGUUUGUGCACGAUUGCGGGUUCUCGCCUAAAUGAUCAAAUGCACAUUAUAAUUCCGGCAAUGCUUGUCUUGAGGCUUUAAUGUAAACGCAGUCGUUUAUGUCUAAAGUGAACUUCAACAGUGGGCCAAAAAGCAUAUUUGCAUAAAAAUGUCAGACUUUAAAUGUACAUGUAACCGAAUUGAGUACUGCCUAGUAUAGGCUAUGUCAUAUAAAGAUUAUUAAUAAAAAACAUUAUCAAGGAAA